CCAUAUUAAUUUAAUUAUUGUCGCGUACAGGAUCGAUCAAACACAAUUGAUCAAGACAGCAACAUAAUCGGCAUCAACAUAAGCUUCCAUGACAGGCUCAUCCCCUGCUGGGAACAACAACCCAACAUCCUGGCUGCCACGAAGAUACCUCAAGAUUUGUUGGACAGCAUAUUAUACCUAUAACCCUAUUUUAUACCUAAUCUCAGCAACUCCGUCAAGAAUUUUUUAGGUAAUAGGAACUCGUCAACAUUAUUACAAAAAAAUAGCCCUUCAAAGUACGUGUUUUACUAAAAGUGAUAUAAUGACUUCAAACUUUUUCUUACAAAGAUAAGACUUCAUAUUAUCUUUAUCAUACGAAUAUUAUAUUAUUUUGGUAGGACUCAACAUUACAUUCUCACCUCGGUGAUAUCAUGAUUGCACUACUAUAAUAAAAUUCCAGAUGAUUACUAUAUUAAAAAAAAAGAUUGAUAUCACUAUCAUACCAUGAUAAUGAUAUUAUCAUCGUAGUAAUACUUUCAUUACAUGACAGAUAAUAGCAAUCUUCUUGUACAUCAUUUCUCUUUCCACUUCUCUCUGUUUUUCGCUCUUAAUAAUAUUUCAUCUUCACAAAGAAAUCAAUGAUAGGAUAGAGAUAAGACAACGUGAAAAAAAUUUUACUAUAUCAUCAUCGAAGGUGAUAUCAACUUGUAUAACAACAAAAUCAUAUUUUAGAGAAUUACGAAUUGUUGUUGUCUAUAUAAUAAUUGGAGGGGAAUGAGGUUUCCCUUUCCCAUUUCAUCUACCAGUAGCAACUAAAAGAAAAACCAAGUCGUCGCAAAAAGUUCGUUUCCCAUGGAACACUACUUGCAGAACUCGAUAUUCCCAUCCACCACCAUCCCUACUCUCCUCCUCCUAGCACUACUCACCGGCGCCGUCGUGCUGGCAGCCGCCAGAAAGAAAAAAAGCUCUCCAUCAGCUUAUAAUCUGCCUCCGGGGCCAUGGAAGCUGCCGAUCAUAGGUAACCUCCACCAACUAGCGGGUCCAGUACCGACCCACCGCCGCCUCCGAGACUUGGCCAAGAAGCACGGCCCCGUGAUGCGGCUCCAGCUCGGGGAGCUGCCACACGUCAUCGUGUCCUCCGCCGAAGCGGCCAAGGACGUCUUGAAGACCCACGACGCGGCUCUCGCUUCGAGGCCCUACCUCCUGGCCGCCGACAUCCUCUUCUACGGUCGAAAGGGGAUAACAUUCACCCCCUACGGCGACUACUGGCGCCAGAUGCGCAAGAUCUGCACCGCCGAGCUGCUCAGCACCAAGCGCGUCCUCUCUUACCGUUCGAUAAGAGAGGACGAGCUGUCUGGCAAUCUGGUGCACCGCAUCUCGGCCGCAGCAGCAGAAGGCUGCGGCCGAGUUGUGAACCUGGGGGAGACCCUUUUUUGGGCUUCGAACCGGGUGAUUGCCAGGGCAGCUUUCGGCGUGGUUAAGGAAAAUGCAGAAUCGUUUAUGGACGUUGUGAACAGUAUUUCCGACCUGUUGGGUGGUUUGGCCGUCUCCGAUUUGUACCCUUCCAUCAAAUUUCUUCCUGCGGUGACCGGAUUUCGAGCUGAGCUCACCCGUCUGCAUCGGGAAGCCGAUGGUUUGCUCGAGGAGAUAAUCAAUGAGCACGUCGACAAAAGAAGAGAGCUGAAGAAGAAGGGAGAUUCGUGUGUUCAAGCAGCAUCGACGGAGAAUCUGGUAGAUGUUCUUCUGGGUCUCCAUGAAAAUUGUACUGAUGUGGAUUCUCCAUUGACCAUUCAAAACAUCAAAGCAGUCGCAACAGAAUUGCUCCUGGCGGGUAGCGGAACCUCGCCUGUCACAAUAGAGUGGACCAUGUCUGAAAUCAUGAACAAUCCAAGAGUAUUAAAAAAAGUGCAGGAAGAAGUUCGUCGAGCAUUUCGUGGGAAAGGGAAAGUCAGUGAAGAAGGAUUGGAUGACUUGGUGUACUUGGAUGCAGUCAUCAAGGAGGCCUUGAGACUGCACCCUGACGGACCUCUGCUAGCUCCGAGAGAAAGUCAAGAAGAUGUGGUUGUUGGCGGGUACCUGGUCCCCGCCGGAACUAAAGUCAUGGUCAACGUCUGGGCGAUUGGGCGAGACAAAAGUUAUUGGAAUGAUGCUGAGACCUUUUAUCCAGAGAGAUUCCUUAAUUGUGCGGUGGACUAUAAGGGAAUGGAUUUCGAGUUCCUUCCGUUUGGGGCAGGGAGGAGGAUGUGCGCUGGAAUUUCAUUUGGAAUGGGAAUUGUUAAACUGGGACUAGCAAAUGUACUCUAUCAUUUUGACUGGAAACUCCCAGCUGAAAUGAAGCCGAGCGAUCUAGACAUGACAGAACGUUUUGGGCUUACGUUGCGCAGGAACUGCCCAUUGUGUUUGGUCCCAGUUGCAUACAAUUCUGCACCAUGAUGACUUUCUUUGUAUUAUCUUACUAGCUAUGGAAUAUGUACUUAUCCACUUCUUUCAGUUGGAUCAGGUGAUUGGCCCACUGCAGGGAUUUAAUUUGCCCUUGAUUUUGGUUGUUAAUUGCGCGAUGGGAAUUAAACUUAUUUGCUUGCCAACCUUGUAGUACUCGUACGUGGCUACCUUAGUUUUCUUCAAAAUUUGAGAUGAAAGCCGUUGUAAGAGAAAAUUAAAGUGUUUUGACCACCUACACGUUUUGCUUUACUGCUGUAUUAGGAGUUACUCUACCUUUUACACACACAUCUCCUAUUGAUAGUCAUAAUAAAAAAAAUAUCUAAAUGUUAGGACUCACCGAAUUUACUAAAGAAACAAAAACAACAACUGUUGACAUUUCAACCUUACUUCUCCUUUUAGUGGAUAAAAUGGAAUAUUAUAAAAUUUAACAUACAGAAUAACUCAAUUCUGAAGACACAUUCAGGUUACAUACAAUAUACCAGUAUUUAUAAAUAUGAUUAACAAAUAACCUUACAGAGAAUAAGAAAACAAGAUAGAAUCCUCUGUGUUAAGGUACAACAGAUUGUUGGGAUCAAGAGCUACGAGGAAGAACGAGAUGAAAAUCGCAACAAUGAAGAUGAAGAACCAUAAAGAAAAAGAAAUGAAGUCGUAAGAAAACCUAGAAAACAAGGGUCGAGAUGCUCUGAUACCGUAGGAAAAGAAAUUUCACCCACCAAAUUUGACAAUGAUAUAUAUGUUUCAAUACAUACUUAGAAAUAGUUGUGUGCAACGGUGUGGUUCGCCCCAGAUCAAACAAACAUUUGGAUUGACUCAAAAAGUGGACCAAAUAUAAUACAUUUUGGGUUUUAGUUUCGUAAAUUUUCUGAAUAUUGAAGAAAUAAUUGACCAAAUUGAUAGUUGGACAGAAUCAAACCGAACAAAAUGUACAAAUCCUAUUCUAGUUUCUAAAUUUAUCGUGGACUGAUCACCGCACCUUUGCACACCCCUAAUUAGAGGGGUUGAUCUUUGGUAUGUUGUUGUGAUAUUUUAUUUGUAGGAAAUUUUAUACACGAUCGAUACAACAAAGUGGCGACAUUUAAAAAAAAAUCAUACUAGUGAGAGGAUGCUUUCAAUAGAACCUUGGAUGAAGGGUGAACAUUACCCCUAAGCCUUCUCUCAGAUGUGUGUAAAACCUUCAACCAAUUAACCAAAUCAUUUAAGUGUUGAUUAUGGUUAUUUUGGGUUUUCUAUUUUCGUUUUAAGGAUGGUUUCUUAAGCUAACUUCGUCAUUCCAAUUUAGUAUUUUUCCCAACCAAUAGUUUGAAAUUUUAUGUUUUUUUUUAUUAUUACAACGACCUAACAUUAUUUAAAAUAAUCAAAAUCACUAAACAUGGAAUUAUUCUAAAAUUUUCUAUGAUGUUAUGCUCAAAACAAAUUAGUAUACUAUGAAAAAAUAUCAUUAAUUUUAACAUGUAAUAUGUUUUUUCCAAUAUUUCAUACCUUGAAAUGAAUGUAUGCCGGAUCCCCAAUAAUCUACAUAACUCCAUCCUUGUUACUUGUUAGGUUGCACUAUGAUGACCAUGUGAACACCCUAGUAUGUAUUGUAUCAUAGCUCAAUUAUAAGAUUAUUUGUUCACAAAAAUGGCAUUAUAAUUUAUAGUAACUAGAGUUAAUUAAACGGAUUAAUGAUGAAUUAAAGAAAAUAUUCUAAGGACCAUAAAAUUAAAAUAAUUUU
Linum trigynum is the source of this 4135-nucleotide messenger RNA. The record is from the annotation of a GenBank genome assembly. Lineage: Eukaryota; Viridiplantae; Streptophyta; Magnoliopsida; Malpighiales; Linaceae.